AUGUUCCUUUUUGCUUGUGAUUUCUCUUGUGGUGUUGUUGACUUCGCCUUGUCGUUCGUGUUCCGAGGUGGCGGAUUCCUUGGUGCCGGGUACCUUGGUGGCAGGUUCUGUGCUGGCUGGUUCGCAGGUGGCGGGUUGGGUGCUGGCGGUGGUGGCGGGUUCGCUGAUGGAGGUGGUGGCUGGUUCGCAGUGUUCCUUUUUGCUUGUGAUUUCUCUUGUGGUGUUGUUGACUUCGCCUUGUCGUUCGUGUUCCGAGGUGGCGGAUUCCUUGGUGCUGGGUACCUUGGUGGCAGGUUCUGUGCUGGCUGGUUCGCAGGUGGCGGGUUGGGUGCUGGCGGUGGUGGCGGGUUCGCUGAUGGAGGUGGUGGCUGGUUCGCAGGUGGCGGGUUGGGUGCUGGCGGUGGUGGCGGGUUCGCUGAUGGCGGUGGUGGCUGGUUCGCAGGUGGCGGGUUCACUGAUGGCGGUGGUGGCGGGUUCCCUCGUGGUGUCUUCCGUGGUGGCGGAUGA
Molecule: messenger RNA, 507 nt
Organism: Aegilops tauschii subsp. strangulata
Lineage: Eukaryota; Viridiplantae; Streptophyta; Magnoliopsida; Poales; Poaceae
Source: RefSeq, a predicted model, not a curated record